Messenger RNA from Rhagoletis pomonella (apple maggot), 1694 nucleotides. RefSeq names its product eukaryotic translation initiation factor 3 subunit D-1 (gene eIF3d1). Gene Ontology annotation, cellular component: eukaryotic translation initiation factor 3 complex; cytoplasm. NCBI's taxonomy places the organism in Eukaryota, Metazoa, Arthropoda, Insecta, Diptera, Tephritidae. The record is from RefSeq and is a predicted model, not a curated record. Gene Ontology annotation, molecular function: translation initiation factor activity. Gene Ontology annotation, biological process: translational initiation.
GUCAGCGCGUGGUCGCAAUCAACGCGGCGGCAUGAAUUCUGGUAUGACCACUUUGGGUGGUAAAAAUGUCAAGGCCCGGGAUCCUCGUCGUGGUAUGGGCAAGAAGUUUGGAUCACGUGGUGUGCCACCUAAGAUACGUGAGUCGUCGGUUGCUGUACGCUCAGAUUGGACAUCGAUUGAGGAAAUGGACUUCCCACGGUUAAUGAAGUUAUCUUUGCCUAAUAUCAAAGAGGGUGAGGAUAUAAUCACCUGUGGUACACUCGAGUACUAUGACAAAACCUACGAUCGUAUCAAUGUUAAAAAUGAAAAGCCGUUGCAGAAAAUCGACCGCAUCGUUCACACUGUCACCACCACCGACGAUCCUGUAAUCCGUCGUUUAUCCAAAACUGUGGGUAAUGUGUUUGCUACUGACGCCAUUUUGGCGACCAUCAUGUGUUCAACACGUUCAAAUUACUCGUGGGAUAUUGUAAUUGAAAAGUUUGGUGAUAAAAUUUUCAUGGAUAAACGCGACAAUACUGAAUUCGAUUUGCUGACGGUUAAUGAGACAUCAGUGGAGCCACCAACUGACGAUGAUAGCUCACCCAAUUCACCACGUAAUUUGGCAAUUGAAGCUACAUUCAUAAACCAUAAUUUCAGCCAGCAAGUAUUGAAAACCGGCGAAAAGGAACCCAAGUAUAAGUUUCAGGAGGCAAAUCCAUUUAUUACUGAAGAUGAAGAUGUGGAAGUUGCAAGUGUUGGUUAUCGCUAUAAGAAAUGGAAUUUGGGUAGCGAUAUUGUUUUAGUGGCUCGUUGUGAACACGACGGUGUGCUGCAGUCACCAAAUGGUGAACCACAAUUUUUAUCGAUUAAGGCGCUAAAUGAAUGGGAUUCGAAGUUAGCGAAUGGUGUUGAAUGGCGUCAGAAAUUAGAUACCCAACGGGGUGCUGUAUUGGCGAACGAGUUGCGCAAUAAUGCCUGCAAACUGGCCAAAUGGACUGUACAAGCUGCGCUUGCCGGCUCCGAUCAGUUGAAACUAGGCUAUGUUUCACGAAGCAAUCCACGCGAUCCCUCUAAACAUGUUAUACUUGGAACACAGCAAUUCAAACCACAUGAGUUCGCAACCCAAAUUAAUUUAAGUAUGGAUAACGCUUGGGGAGUGCUGCGUUGCAUCAUCGAUAUCGUGAUGAAACAAAAGGAUGGCAAAUAUCUGAUUAUGAAGGAUCCCAACAAGCCAAUGAUUCGCUUGUACGAUAUUCCUGACAAUACGUUCGAUAGCGAUGAUUCCGAUGACGGUGAGGGAGAUGAUGGUGAAGCUUUUCAACCAGUUUAUACAUACGGCAACAAUAAAAGGAUUUAAAUUUAAAGCACAACAAAAGUAAAUUAAGUGUAUGUGUAUGUAGUGGAUGUGUGCGAUUCAAUUGUUAGUUCUUUGAUAAGAGAAAAGCCAGCAUCUAGAUUGCAACACACGCAUUUUUUAUAUAAAAUUAUAAUAUUCAAACUAUCUUGUUAACCGUAGUUAUUUAUAACAGCUAAAAACAACUCGUACAUAACCAUUUUGGAUAACUCAAAUAGCACAGAUUCGAAAAACAACAAAAGUAUAUUAAUCAACUAUUAUACCCAUGCCGCAGAAAAUAAGAGAUAAUCGCCUAUUUUUAGUACUAUUAGAUAUUUGGAAUAAAACAAAUGAACAACGCAGAAGAUAGGCGUCGAAAAAA